CUUGUUCCCUGCUUUUUACGGCAGAUAGGAUGUGAUCAAUCAACACCGUACCAUUUACUAAAUCUCCCGAAUGAGCAUGCCGCUUAGCUUGAGCAUCGAUCCCACAUUGUGCAUGGUCAAAAAAUAGAGCAUCAUACAGACCGGUUCUGAUUGAUAACUCUUUCCAAGCAAACGGCUUUCUCAAGACCAUGGAUAGCAGCAUACCGGAACUUGUCGAAAGACUAGGAAGCGAUGAAGAUGGGGUACGCAAAAUGGCAGUUUUCAAGCUGCAAGGCAGCAUCGGUGAUCCUUCGUUCGCCGAUAUAUUCAUUGCAGAAGGUGGAUUGGCUAGGCUGCGUUAUCUAAUCUUACAUGCAACUGGAAACACACUGGCCUACAGCCUGACUAGCUUUGCAAGACUCCUGGAAGUGGACAAGGGCUGGGACUUUGUAGACCAGGAAGUGGUUGAAAGGGUUGUUGAGCUCAUCGUGACUCACCCCCUUGUCAACAUUCUCAGAGGUGCUAUGUCUAUACUUGUGUCUAUAGUGUCACAUCCGCACACGGAUGAUGAUGUCUCGCAGAGCAGAGGAUUUGGUUUCCGUGCGCUAAAGCCUGCGAUUGCCGUAUAUCCGCAAUUCCUGGAGAUGCUCGUUAGCAGAUUAUCCUCUGCAGAUCAUGCGCUUUGUGCCAAUGCAUUGCAACUGAUCAAUUCACUCAUGCGUGAAUCCAUCACGAACGAGGCGGAUCUGGAAUGGCCAAGAUUCAUUCAAAAGUUACAGGAUUUGGGCGUCAUACGCGCAGUAUACUCCCUGAUGCGGGGAACUGCCAUGCAGGACCAUAUUCAUCCAUUGAUCGAGUUCCAGUAUCUCACUAAAGUUCUUUUGAGGAAGUGGCGAGACAUUCCCCUGGAUCUAGAGCAGCCAGAACAUAGAAGAGCAUUAAAGGGGAUCUUUUUGGCUAGCUCUUUGGAACGGAGUCAUGACAAGGGUGCUGGAAGUGUUGAGGAUAUCCGUCGGUCCAAGCGCCAUCAUCCGGAAAAGUGGCGGCGACUUGGUUUCGAUUCUGAGAAUCCAGUGAUGCAGUUUGAGUGUACAGGCUUCCUGGGACUGAUGGAUCUGGCGGAUUAUGUCAGAAACAAUCAAGAUGAAUUUCAAAAGAUUAUCAUGGAGCAGUCAACUAGGCCGGUCGACCAACGGUGUCCAAUAGCUCGUGCUUCGUUGUCUGUUACCUCCAUCCUCUAUGACCAUUUUGAAGUGGACAAGUCAGAGAUGGAAGACGUGAAAACGUCCUUGCUAAUAGAUUCACGUUCGAACAUUGACAGUCUAUUCCAGCCUCUCCUAUUACACUGGACACGGUUACAUGUCGCUGGCUUACAUGCGUUCUUCCGUCUGUGGAGGACCACUGGUGCCGAAAUCAGAGAUUAUGACAAAACUGUUGAGCUCGUUCGGGUGCUCCUUGAAUCAAUCAUCGCGAAUGCGCCUCGCGCUAAGGAUGUGCAAGAGGUGGAAGAAGACAUAGUUAACUUCGAUUACGGGCGUCUGCGAGAGUUGCAGAUGGAACUGUUGGAGCUCACGUACGAAGACGUCUGGGGGGAACAUCUCCGGCAUAUGCGCGGAGAGCUAUACCACGAGGCCCUUCACUUUGUGAAGGAACAACGAAUAAGAUGCCUGCUUCGAGGCGAUUGGUUUCCUACCGAAAACACUCCUGAAUUGGAAGCAGCAUCAAAAAAGACUUCCUGGAGGUUUAUCCAGCUAUCGCAUAAUCGACGGUUUCUGCACUUCGGCGACUUCGAACAUAGGCAGAAAGAGAGUCCUCAACUAGACGUCCUCUCGGAGAAAAUUGAACUUUCAAUUGUUUCUUCCGUGGUCUCAAAUGUUUCUAAGUCGUCUGAUGACGCUUUCUCGCCCGUGAAGACUAAGUCUUGUCCUAAUAAUUCUAUGAAAAUAGCAAUCCAUGGCCACCCUGAGGCUGCCGCAAGGAUGAAGGGCGCGCAGGACGCUGGCCAUCAUCGACAAGUCAGCAAGUCCACGCAGGGGGAAUGUGUUUUACUGAACCUGCAUCCACAGUCCCUUAGCGUAGCCGCAGAAUGGCUUGACGGUUUACUGAUGCUACUUAACCAACAACCUAUUACUACGGAGACAAGUAAGCUGAUAGAUUUGAUCAGCGACUAUGGGCUCAAGAUUCGCCUGUUGAACGUCCGCUUUGACGACUUAGCGUUCGUUGGACAAUCCCCUACUGUCCCAUCGCGUGUUGGUCUCGAUAAUGAUUAUUAUUAUGACGUGUUCGGGGGGUCUUGAGGAUUUCAAUUCAUCCUUCAUACGUACCCUAUUGAUGGAUUUUGAUGUUGAUCCACCAACAGAGAUAUAAUGACAUCCUAGGUUUCUCUUCAGGCUUGUCUGGUCCGUGAGGGAGCAAUACAGUAACCUGGCAAAUACGUGGUUUCGUACAUAUUGCGCAGCCUAGCC
Molecule: messenger RNA, 2444 nt
Organism: Aspergillus homomorphus CBS 101889
Lineage: Eukaryota; Fungi; Ascomycota; Eurotiomycetes; Eurotiales; Aspergillaceae
Product: ELMO/CED-12 family protein
Exons: 3
Coding region: 189-2276 (695 amino acids)
Biological process (GO): actin filament organization; cell motility
Cellular component (GO): plasma membrane
Source: RefSeq, a predicted model, not a curated record